AUGCAAAUAGAAAAAUUAGGCCCUUUUAUGGAAUGGAAUGUUGAACGCAUACAUCUUUCACAGACUAAAUCACUUUUAAAUCGCAAUUCACAAUUAAAAAAAAAGAUCAGUUUGGUUAAGAAGUUGAAAAAUUUACAAAAUGAGAGCUUGCAACCUCUACUUGAAGAUUUGUCUACUGAGAAUAUGGAACAAUUUUUUUCAGAAAUAAUUGAUUCAAUUUUAAGCUUAAAAGUAACAUGUUUAGAGGAUAUUAAAAAUAUUAUUAGGAUUAUUUCCAUAUAUCUAAAAGAUCAUAAAUUUAUUAAUAUGUUAUUUACACAUUUAAAUUCGACAGAAAUUUAUUGGCAUAAGAUUAUUUUCAUAGAAAUACAAAUUCUUACUGAUACAAAGUUUAAUUAUAAAUUAGCAUUAAAAUCACUUUUUAAUGAUGCGUCUAAUUUAUACAAAAUUUUUUAUAUGGAAUAUGUCUUAUAUUUUUUUAAUGAUGAAAAAUUAAUUGCAUUUAUAAAUAAGGAAAAAACUAAAAUUGGGCAAUUAGACAUGAACCAGAUUGAUGACAAAUAUUCUGAACGUGUUUUAAAUAUAUGUCGGGUUUUAAACAUAGACAUUAUUGAACAAAAGUCUGAUAACAACUUUAAACAAGUUAUUGAAUUAAAAGAAAACGAGUUUGAUUUCUAUACUUGUAAGUUUUUAGGAGAAGAUAAUUUUACAAUUCCAAGACAAACAAAAGACAUUGUAGAAAUUUUAAAAAGUAAUAAGCUGGACAUUGGAAAAAUAGACGCGAUAUCAAAAUAUCUUAGAAAAACAGAAAAUGUAAAAAUGAUACCUGUUAUAUACAAUAAAUUAAAAAAUAAUAUUUUUUGCAUGCCAGUGUUGGCAAGAAUAAUUAGAAAUUGUGGUAUUUUGUGUAAAAAAAGUAUUAAUAAACUUCUUGAAGAUGUUUUUGAAAAUAAAAUAACAAAUCGCACAGAUCUAAUUAAUACAAUAUUUUUAGUAUCGGAGCUAAUUAAAUUUAGGUAUAUAGGAUUUAAUGAGUGUUUUAAUUUAUUAGAAUAUUUUUAUAAACAGAAAGAUAUUGAAAUUUGUUGCUUACUUAUGAAAAAUGUUGGGAGAUUUCUUUUAGUAGAUGAACAAAGUAAUAACAAAGCAAGAAAUUUUUUAGAUAAAUUGAUUGCAUACGGUAAUAAAUGUUCUAGUAUUGAAUGUACUCACAUAAAUGAUAUGCUUUCAGUUAUUUUUUCAAAAUCAGUGAGAUAUGAGUCAGAAGACAAUAUUUAUAAUUUUUUAAGUUAUCAUUUUAAAAAUGGGGUGCAUAAAACUGGUAGCAAAAUUGAUUUAAUUCUUAAAAAAAACAAAAAAUAUUUUUUAAAAAUACUUUGUGCUCCUUGGAAAUUUAAAGAUGUAGAGCUUGUGUGUAAAAUUGCUUCAUUAUUUUGUUUAGAUUUAAUUUUAAUUGAUCUUUUACCUUUUAUUAUUGAACUUAUAGGAAAUUCGUACAAAUUGAAAACGUUUUCAUACACAAAAUUUUUAAGUGGACUUUUGAAAUGUAAAAAUAGUAAAAUCCAAGAGACGGCCAUUAGUUCACUUUUUAAUAUAAAAAUUCAUAGAGAAAUGAAGCUUCGUAUUUUAAUUGUCCUUCUUUCUGGUAUGUCUUUUUGUGUAAAAUCAAGACAUAUUCAACAUUUAAAAAAUGAAUGUUCAAAAGUUAAUACUAUUGAAAUUCAUAAUAUGUUGUUUAAUUUAUGUGAAAGUAUUGGUGUCAAGUACGAAAAGCCUUUUUAUGAAGAUAGUUUUGAUGAAGAAAUUAGACUUAUGGAAAAUUUAUAA
This is a messenger RNA of Vairimorpha ceranae, 1827 nucleotides long. RefSeq lists its product as hypothetical. NCBI's taxonomy places the organism in Eukaryota, Fungi, Microsporidia, Nosematidae. The record is from RefSeq and is a predicted model, not a curated record. The transcript has a single exon. Gene Ontology annotation, cellular component: exon-exon junction complex; cytoplasm. Gene Ontology annotation, biological process: nuclear-transcribed mRNA catabolic process, nonsense-mediated decay. Bases 1 to 1827 code for a protein of 608 amino acids.